AAGACCGCCUUGAUGGCCUCCAACAUGCCACGUAAUUGCUGACAUCAGCCCGUAUAUAUUUUUUAAUAAAUAUAUAUAUACAUUUUUCAUUAUUUUUCAUUUCAUUUUCACAUUUUCAACCUCAAAAUCUGAUUCUCUCUCCUCCCUCAGAAUUCUGGAUAUGGCUCUCUCUCCUCCCUCAAAUUCUCUACCAAAUCUUCGCCGUCGCCGCCGCAGUCGGUCUUCGUCGCCGCCGUGUCAUCCUCGACGUUAUCGUCGCAAGAAUAGAAGAGAGGAAUGGAGAUGGAGGAGCACCGUGGGGAUGGGAGAAGAAGGGAGCUGUGGCGGCGAUUUACCUCGCAUUAGCGGCGGCCUGCAGCUGUGGUCUCGGCUUCGGCCUCGGCGUCAUCGGCGGUGGCUGCAACGCAAUGAGAAGCGGGGAGUAGAGCGUCGAAUGAAUGAGAAGAAGGAGAAGUCGAUAACGGUGGUAACGAAGGCCUUCUCUCGCCACCAAGGCCGUCCGCCUCAGCCACCGGAUUCUGCCUUCAAAACAGGAGGAGGAGGCUUUGCGGUGGUGGCGGUCUGGAUGAUGGUUGUGAUGUGUUGGUGCUGUGGUGUGAUGCCGAUUAUUGUGAUAGAAUCGCGUCACACUGUGGAUUCGUAGCUGGAAGCACUGGUGUUUUAGGUUUAGUUAAGAAUUGUAAUGUUUUAGUUACACUUUUUUUAUAUUUAGUUAAGAAUAAUUAUGUUUUAGUUUUAGUUAUAAUUCUGAAAUAAUGAUCUUCUCGGUGGAAUUGUUGGACAGAUUUUCUAUGUUUUAGUUAUGAAUUUUUAAGUUUUAGUCACGAUUUUUUUGGUUUUAGUGAAGGUUUUUUGAGUUUUAGUUACGUAUUUUUGAGUUUUCAUUCAGGGCUUUAGUUAUGAUUUUUCGAGUUUUAGUUAUGAUUUUACCAGUUUAAGUUACGAUUUUCUUGGUUUUAGUUAACAUUUUUUGAGUUUUAGUUAUGUAUUU
This is a messenger RNA of Spinacia oleracea (spinach), 991 nucleotides long. RefSeq lists its product as uncharacterized. The transcript has 2 exons. Bases 161 to 643 code for a protein of 160 amino acids. The record is from RefSeq and is a predicted model, not a curated record. Lineage: Eukaryota; Viridiplantae; Streptophyta; Magnoliopsida; Caryophyllales; Amaranthaceae.